Molecule: messenger RNA, 507 nt
Organism: Protopolystoma xenopodis
Lineage: Eukaryota; Metazoa; Platyhelminthes; Monogenea; Polystomatidea; Polystomatidae
Source: the annotation of a GenBank genome assembly
CUCUUACCGAACCAUGCUGAGAAUGAGGGUAUGCUUUGGUAUUUGAUGCUGCGUGCCUCUGCCAGCUUUUUGGCCCAGUACGAUCGUUGGCCUGGCACCCAUCUAGCCUACAGAAGGACUCUGGUAACCACUUCAUGUCAAAAAAACUCAAGCAUUUCCUCGUCAUUUACCCAAGCUCGUUCACAACAUGGUGAACAAGAGACCUCUGACAGGCCUUUUUUGCAAGCAUUACAGACAAUUAUAAAGUCUCCUAUCGGCGUUGAACCUGCUGAUGUUUCUUCAAAAAUUGAAUCGAGUGAUCGAGCUGGCUCUGACGAUGUGGCAGACAACGGCGACCACUCAAACUUAGAUUGCCGCCGACAGAUAAAAUCGGAUCCAACCUAUGAAGAGGACGUCCCUUUGUUACGGACACACCUUAACCGAGUCCUGCGUGCCUAUGGGAUAGACGUAAACGGUGUCAAUGACGACUACGUGCGCGUAAGUUCUAAAGGCACAUUAUUUAAUUAA